AAUCUUAUCAAGUAAUGUUAUGUAUUAUCGCACCAAAUAGUGGAUACGCGUGCACAUAAAAGUUCUCAAAGGUCAACGUUUGGAGUGCCGCGUGUUUUAUUAUGUUAAGAAUAACGUUGCGUCGCAUAAGUCUGCAAGCAGCUCGGUCUACCAAAACUUCGCAAGUGUCGUCCGUAUAUUUUGGAGAUACAUAUAAAAUGUCGAAAUUAACAGAAGUUGAGAGAAAUAAAAUUUUCGGAGGAUGGCAGAAGGUAUAUACACACAACAGUACAGAAUUGGGGUGCAAGAUGAGAUUCGCUCUCUACGUACCGCCCCAGGCGGAGAAGGAGUCGGUGCCGGUCAUCUACUGGUUGUCCGGUCUCACUUGUACCGAGGCUAAUUUCACGCAGAAAGCCGGAGCGCAGAAACACGCCGCGGAUCACGGGGUGCUCCUCGUCAUACCGGACACCAGCCCGAGAGGGCUGAAUAUUCCUGGGGAGAACGAAAGUUACGACUUCGGCACUGGCGCGGGAUUCUACGUGGACGCGACGCGCGAGCCGUGGAAAAAGAACUACAGGAUGUACAGCUACAUUACCAAAGAAUUGCCGGCCUUGAUCAAUAAAGAAUUUCCAACUUUGCCGUCUAGGCAGUCCAUAAUGGGCCAUAGUAUGGGUGGACACGGCGCUCUAAUUUGUGCCCUUAAAAAUCCUGGGCAGUUCAAGACAGUCUCAGCCUUUGCACCCAUAUGCAAUCCAAUCUCGUGUCCAUGGGGGAAGAAAGCCUUCUCAGGAUACCUGGGCGGCUCGGAGGAUAAUCCCGCGUGGAAGGAAUGGGACGCUACAGAAUUGGCAAAGAUAUAUAAUGGCCCACCUUUGGACAUUUUAAUCGAUCAGGGUAAGGAGGAUAAGUUCCUAAAGGAGCAUCAAUUGUUACCAGAGAAUCUACUGAAUGCUGCGAAGGAUAAGGAUAGCAUCGCGCUUACUCUCAGAUUUCAGGAUGAUUAUGAUCACAGUUACUUCUUUAUAGCUACAUUUAUUGAAGAUCACUUCAAGCAUCAUAUGAAAUAUCUUAAGAGUUAAGUCAAUUUCCAAGAUUAUUGUUUCAUUGUUAAAAACAUUAAAAACUUUGAUAUCAAUUUACAUUUUUACAAGAUUUAUUUUUUAUGAAGAAUUAUAUGGAAAUAAAUUUAGAAAAUACUAAAAACAUUCGCAAUCUUGAAAAUUUUGCAUAGAUAUUAAUACAACAUCUAUAUCUUUCUUAUUGUUUUUUCAAGGAACUCGCACAAUAAAUGUAUAUUUUAUCACACGUAAAAA
Wasmannia auropunctata (little fire ant) is the source of this 1292-nucleotide messenger RNA. RefSeq names its product S-formylglutathione hydrolase. Gene Ontology annotation, molecular function: S-formylglutathione hydrolase activity. The record is from RefSeq and is a predicted model, not a curated record. The transcript has 5 exons. NCBI's taxonomy places the organism in Eukaryota, Metazoa, Arthropoda, Insecta, Hymenoptera, Formicidae. Gene Ontology annotation, biological process: formaldehyde catabolic process. Gene Ontology annotation, cellular component: cytosol. Bases 102 to 1058 code for a protein of 318 amino acids.